UGCCUGCAGCUAUGACCUCCUUCUCGGAACCGCUACACGUGAAAUCGCCUGUCCGGGACAGCAUGCCCUUGUCCAAAAUGGCCGGCACCAGCGUCUACCUCAAGAUGGACAGUUCACAGCCCUCGGGUUCCUUCAAGAUCCGGGGCAUCGGGAACCUCUGCAAAAAGUGGGCUGAGCAAGGCUGUGAACACUUCGUCUGUUCUUCCGCUGGCAAUGCAGGCAUGGCGGCUGCCUAUGCUGCCAGGAAGUUGGGCAUCCCAUCUACCAUCGUGGUGCCCAGCACCACCCCGGCCCUCACCAUCGAGCGGCUCAAGAAUGAGGGCGCCACGGUCAAGGUGGUGGGGGAGACCCUGGACGAGGCCUUCGAGCUGGCCAAGGCUUUGGCAAAGAACAACCCGGGCUGGGUGUAUGUCCCUCCGUUUGACGACCCCCUCAUCUGGGAAGGCCACACCACCAUCGUCAAGGAGCUCAAAGAGACGCUGAGUGCCAAGCCGGGUGCCAUCGUGCUGUCGGUGGGCGGCGGAGGGAUGCUGUGUGGGGUGGUCCAGGGGCUGCAGGAGGUGGGCUGGGGGGACGUGCCUGUCAUCGCCAUGGAGACCGUCGGGGCCCACAGCUACCAUGCAGCCACCUCGGCCGGCAAGCUAGUCACCCUGCCACAGAUCACCAGUGUUGCCAAGGCCCUGGGCGUGAAGACAGUGGGGGCUCAGGCCCUGAAACUAUUCCGGGAACACCCCAUUUUCUCUGAGACCAUCUCAGACCAGGAGGCUGUGGCCGCCAUCGAGAAGUUCGUGGACGAUGAGAAGAUUCUAGUGGAGCCUGCGUGUGGCGCAGCAUUGGCGGCCGUGUACAGCCGUGUGGUGCAGAAGCUGCAGGGCCAGGGUAAGCUGCGGACACCGCUGUCCUCGCUGGUGAUCAUUGUCUGCGGCGGCAGCAACAUCAGCCUGGCCCAGCUGCAGACCCUCAAGGAGCAGCUCGGCAUGAGCAACCGGCCGGCCAAGUGAGCCCCCACCCUGCCCUGGCACUGGGCCUUUCACCUCCUCGUCCCCACUCGCCCAUCAAGGGCCACCAUGCUCUCCACGCCAGAGCCGGAAGAUCAGCAGCUGGCUGCACUCAGAACUCUGUGACCAACCCAAGACUGUCCUGUAGCCCUGCUCAGGCGGCCUCCGCAUCCAGGUGCUCAGAUCAGAGUGGGGCUCAGAGAGGGACCCGGAUGAGAUGAUAGCGGCUGCCUCCCUCCCCUCAGUGAAGUGGACAGGGCCGGACUCCUUUGUCCGUUCCCCCAGAAAGCCCACCUCCCACCUCCACUCAUUUUUCUAAUGUGCAAACUUUUUCACUGACCAAAAAAA
Suncus etruscus (white-toothed pygmy shrew) is the source of this 1346-nucleotide messenger RNA. Its product is annotated as L-serine dehydratase/L-threonine deaminase. Gene Ontology annotation, molecular function: pyridoxal phosphate binding; L-serine ammonia-lyase activity; threonine deaminase activity. The record is from RefSeq and is a predicted model, not a curated record. The transcript is spliced from 7 exons. Gene Ontology annotation, biological process: L-serine catabolic process; L-threonine catabolic process. NCBI's taxonomy places the organism in Eukaryota, Metazoa, Chordata, Mammalia, Eulipotyphla, Soricidae. The coding region runs from base 12 to 1001 and encodes 329 amino acids.